Aphanomyces invadans is the source of this 2511-nucleotide messenger RNA. RefSeq lists its product as hypothetical. NCBI's taxonomy places the organism in Eukaryota, Oomycota, Saprolegniomycetes, Saprolegniales, Verrucalvaceae. Gene Ontology annotation, biological process: peptidyl-proline hydroxylation to 4-hydroxy-L-proline. Gene Ontology annotation, molecular function: iron ion binding; L-ascorbic acid binding; procollagen-proline 4-dioxygenase activity. The transcript has 6 exons. Bases 1 to 1560 code for a protein of 519 amino acids. The record is from RefSeq and is a predicted model, not a curated record. Gene Ontology annotation, cellular component: endoplasmic reticulum.
AUGGCGCGUCCGCUGCGGGCUGCGGCCAACGCUGGCAAGCCUUCUUCGACCUCGAGCUGGCGCUUCCUAGUGCUCGGAGUCUUUCUCGUGGUAGCGGCUAUUGGGGGAAACCGGUGGCUGACACUUCCUGCAUUCGAGCCCGUUCGAGUGCUUGAAGAAUCCACGGACAAGUCCAAGACUGUAAUCGUGUACGACAAUGGUCAAUCUUCAGGUGGCGUGAAUGUCAGCCUGUUUCCAUCGCACGUGGCGUCUGGAUCCGCCUUGGCUGCUUAUCUGUCAGACUUCAUUGAUGUUGAUGGAAUCCACCUGGCAAAUUUGCCAUCAACGAAAGUCGUAGCAGAUCGCGUGUACACAGGGAGCGGGUUGGUCGUGAGGACGUUCCAUGACUUUGCUCAUGGCGACCGGCUGUAUCUGGUCGCGCCUGGCCUCUUGUUCGUGUGGCCAUUCGUCCAGCUGGGCCAUCGCGUCCUCGUGACUGCAAAACUAAGCCCGACCGAGAAACCCAUCGUGCUCGAGUCAUUCAGCGAGAGUCCACGCGUGUUCCAUGUGCACAACUUCUUCACGAACGACGAAGCGGAUGCGCUCAUCCAUCGCAUCCAAACCAUCGACAACGACUCGAGCAAACUGCAGCAGUCGCACGUCGGACACAUCAGCGGCGCCAAGAAAGUAUCGCCACACCGCACGAGCGAGAACGCGUUCGACCAAGUGAGCGACACUGCCGUGUCCAUUCGAAAGCGGUCCUUCGAUCUUCUUCGCAUCGACCCGUACCAGGACGACAUGGCGGACGGCCUGCAACUCCUCCGGUAUGCACAGAAGCAGGCAUACAUUGCGCACACCGACUACUUCAACGCCCGCACGAGCUCCGACUGGAACUGGAACCCCAAAGCGGGAGGGUCGAAUCGGUUCGCCACCGUUUUUUUAUACCUGUCCAACGUCACAGCGGGUGGCCAAACUGUGUUUCCCUUGAGCGAGAUGCCUCCGGGCCACGAACACCCACCCAUGUCGGACGCGGUCACGAGCCUUACUGCGUCCUUGUUUGACGACAACAGUUGGGAAAAGGACAUGGUGACCAAGUGCUCCACCAAGCUGGCGUCGUACCCCCAAAAGACCCACGCUGUGCUGUUUUACAGUCAAAAACCGAAUGGCGAGCUCGACCCCAUGUCCCUGCACGGUGGGUGUCCCGUCCUUGAAGGCACCAAGUGGGCGGCCAACUUGUGGGUGUGGAACAAGAGGCGGUACGGGCUCGAUCAAACGCGCAAAGACAAACUGAACGUGCGUUUUACUAACCCCACGGACGUCGACGUCGACCUCUUCUGGAAAGACACUAAAAUGGCGACGCUCCCUGCGGGCCAUAGCGUUCCAUACAGCUCUUACCACGGUCAUGUUUGGACUUUUCGUGAAGCGGGCGCCGACCACGUUUUGCUCACGCACACGUUGUCCGCCGACGAUGGCCUCGACCAAACUGUGAGUUUGAAGGCACGGGUAGCUCCCCACGUUGAUGACCCGCCCGUGUCAUCGACAUUAUCUGCACCGUCUCUUCCACAGCCCGAUGAAUUGUAAACGAGACGAAUCGGAUGCAUCAACCCAUGCCUAGUAAAUUGAAUGGUUAAGAGUCUUGGACCUUUCGCUUCUUGAACACUUUGCCAAGCAUGGACGCCGCGGCCGAGUCGUCGAGCGACCCGUGGGCAGUUUUGUCGACGGCUUCAUUCUGUCGGAACGUGCGUCGAAUGUUUUCUGGAACGUCCGCCGUCUCUGGAUGCAGGGCGUGCUUGCGCUCGACCAUCUUUUCAAGCUUCUUCGCUUGGUCCACCCGCUCCAAGAACGCGGCAUUCUCCUUGGCGGCUUGCGCCACUUCCAACCGCAGCUUCUGGUCGCGGACUCGGUUUUCGUACGCCACUUUUUCCGUCAAGUGGGUCCACUGAAACCCUUUGAGGUACUUGAGGUUCCAAAUGUCAUCGUGGUAUUUGCUGCGCUUCUUCCCGCCAAUGAGGGUCGUGUUGAGCGCCUUGGCCACGCUCUUGGCGUCCUUCUUCCGCUUGAAUUCAAUCCAACCUUCGGUAAAGUUGACCUGUCGAUUCCCACCGUUCUUCAGGCGUCGUUUUCUCGCUGUUUUGUCUUCUUCCACCAAGUAGAUGCGUCCGAUUGGGCCGUACUCGCUAAGGAGGCGGCGGACAUGGUCUGGUUUCAUGAAUGGCGGGACGCGGCUCAUGUACACCACACCUUUCUUUUCACUUUCGUCCUUCUUUUUGCGUUUCUUGGGCACAAGGAGGUCGGGAAGUUCAUCGUUGCCGUUGCCCUCCCUGUCGUCGGUCUUUCCGUCAUCGCCUCCUUGAUCGUCGUUCUCUGCUUCAUCGACCCCACCUCCAUUGUCUGCAACGCCUUCCUCAGCACUUUCUUCUUGAUCUUCAUGGUCCUGUUCAACCACAUUCUCUGCUACCUCUUCCACGGGAGUCUUGGCUUUGUCGUCCACCUUGCGCGCCAUGUUCGUCUCCGCUCCAACUAACUGCAAGC